Molecule: messenger RNA, 4554 nt
Organism: Trypanosoma grayi
Lineage: Eukaryota; Euglenozoa; Kinetoplastea; Trypanosomatida; Trypanosomatidae
Exons: 1
Coding region: 1-4554 (1517 amino acids)
Source: RefSeq, a predicted model, not a curated record
AUGCCCGGCGAAGGCCCACGACCGCCCACCACACCGUCGCCGGCGCGGCUGCAGUUGCUGCGGGAGGGCGCAACAAAGGCGGCGGAGCGCCGGCUGCAGAUCGACAAUAUUACCUUCUCCACCGUUACUGCUGGUGCAUUCACACCAAUGAAACUUACCCUUGCCUCACCCUUCUUCUUGGAUCAUGGGAGUGUUUUCCGUGUGAGACAGUUCUUUGCUGCGUACAACUGCAAUAUUCAACGUUACUGUCGUGUAACAGCGCUCCAUAAGUGUUUGAAUAAAGAACGCUGUGAUGCCUCCUCGUCCACUGGCGAUGAUAGUGAAAAAAUAUUUGUUGCACAACUAAAAAUGCCUAUUGACGCCCGAUUUGGUGAGCGCCUUGCGUGCGGCAAGGCACCCACAAAAAGAGAGGCAAUUGCGCUUGCAUGCAUGCAUGCAGAGCUCAUCGUUGACGCCCUUGGACUUGCAUUAUAUCCUUCGAGCAGAGAACAACAAGAGGCCCACGUGGAGGAAUGCCGCAAGGUGAACCGCUGGUGCGCCGCUCCUGGUGAUUGUGACUAUCACUACACGAAGGCAUCACCGCCUCCACUGCAGCUCGUCAAGUCGGCUGCUGGUAUGACAGCGGCAGAGGCAGACCCCACUGCUUCGCUGGAGGCGGCUCUUGUGAGUCACACAAAGGCCAUUAACAGCUUCAAAAAUGUUACUGAGGUAAAGGUACUUGUCCCAUCUACACGACGCGAUUUUGUUGAGUAUAUGACACAACAUCGGACGAGCGCCCAAGAUGCAGGCUCGCCGUUUUUUGUGGAGGCGCUUGGUGUGAAGGGCCACGAAGUCUAUCGUGCAACUGUGACGGUUCCAGUUCCGGUGGUGACUGCUGAUUCUGGUACUGAAGGUACUGCCACAGUAGACACCAAUAAGGCUGUCUUCUCUUCAUUUGUAGCGAUUGGCAUUGGGACAACAGAGAUGGAGGCUGAAAUUGCCGCCUCGAUGCACGUCUUCAGUGUCCUAGAGCUGCUCAACCGACCCGUGCUGGGUAGUGCCGCUCACAACGACGAGGGGAAGUCACAUCGGAAUCUCACGUGCGAUACGGAGCUGCCGCCACCCUACCGCUAUGUUGUUGCCCACCUCGGGCGGAUCAUGGUGCCUGGUCUUUCGCCUGUAAGAGGCAUUGGCUUUUCACCUGCUUCGGAGCAGCGACGUGGCAUGGCCUCGGAGAGUCAAGAGGCGCGACUUCGCAGCGCACGGGCGGAGUUGCCGCGGAGCGACUGGUCUCUGGAUGCCGAUGCGGAGGGCUGCAUCAUUGUAAACCCCAGUGUCACUGCUCAGGAGGGACGCAACUACGUGCACACACUUCCAUCUGUGCGACAAGCAGACCGAUUCGCAACGGUCCGGUUGCGGGACUUCUUGGAGCGCCACGGUAAGAGGCUAGAAAGUGCUGUGACAACUGCUGUUGUCGGGACCGAUGAGGGACUAAAGCGGUGGGUGAAGAAGGUCUUCCUGCCUGUGCCCGAAUCAUUUGGUUGCGUAGAAGCACACGGAGAAGCCUACACUGAAGAGGAGGCAUUGAUAAUGUGUGCCGUCCACGCAGAGCUUCUGCUCGAUGAGAUUGGUGUUGCGCUCUACGACCUCGCCCUUCUGCAGGCGAAACACUGUGAUGUCGCCAGGAUGCUGGGACGUUGGGCUCCGUACGAAACGAAGGCUAGACGGCAAGUUGCGUGUAUUCCUCCACCAGUGCGAAAGGAGCAUGCGGACUCAUGCCUGUGGGCGCGGCUGUCGAAGGAGUCAAUGAAGACACCUACAAAUUCUCUCUACGAAAGGGAAAAAGGCUCGUCGCCGACAACGCAUGCACACAAGGAAUGUGACACGACGACGACACGAGUAGAAACAGGGAAAACAGGAACAAAUAAUCUCACCGCUAAUACCACGGCUACAAUCACCGCUUCUGUUGGGGAGAAGUUGACGGACGAUGUGCUCUGCGACUUGGCGGGACUAGUGCCUGUGCAUCCCUCGGAGUUCUUUCGGCAUGCUCCUCGUAUCCUUGACAAUUACUGUAAGAGGAAGGGUGUGGAUGUGUCCCGCAUCAUGCGGCAAUACAACGUCAGCAGCCCCACCUACGGGUUUGUUCAUCGAGCUAUCAUGGAAAUUCCCCUUCCGCAACAGUUCGGCCGACGCUAUGCGGUGGCAUGUGCUUCUUCAAAAAAAGACGCCUUUACACUGUGCUGCAUGCAUGCUGUCCUCACGCUCGGGGAGCUUGGGGUGCCUGUCUACACAGGGGCGAAACAGGCGGAGUACGCCGCCGUGGCGCAGUCAAGGGGCCGCUACGCUCCGAGACCUGGAGAUCCGUUGAAGCCCGGCAACACCAAGUCUCCGCAGGGAUUGAAGAGUCUACCGGAGGUGCGCAUGGAAAAGCCCCGAGCGCCGAGCCCGCCGGAUCGUGCAGCAUGCCGCAAGCCGUUUGUGUGGGGCAGCUACGUGACAGCUUGCCGUGGGUUCAUCAAGCAGCUGGAGGAGCAGGUCGUGUUCGAUGCCCUCUUCACUCAAGGGAGAGCGCCACGUAGUGGCGUGGAUGUGGAGGAUGUCGGACUCGACGUUGUGGAGGCGUUACCGCUCUUCGCCAACGUGAAAAGUAAGUUGCCCCAGAAGUGUGCCGCCGCCGGACUGCCGCCGCCACCGUCCAUGGCGUUUCGCUUUGAGGUGCACGGGCGGCCGCCGCACCGCCGCUACCUUGUAGAGCAGCCUGUGCUUGGCACCCCGUAUUUUGCGCGCGGGAUGGGCGCGGAGGGCCAUGAGGCCGUUACGCGAGCGGCAAUGCACUACGAGUAUAUCGUCGGCACCACGAGUUCUACACAACGGGGAGUAGGUGAGGCGAAGACAAUGAUAAGACAACGUCAGAGUGAUCUCUUUGAUGCCGCCCUUCGUGACUUUACGCCGCGUGGGAAGCUUUCGAUCAUGACGCUUUACACUACAUUGCGUGCCCCCUUCGUGCCGCUUCGUCUCUCGCUGAAGGAGCGCGGUGGUGUGACGGGGACGCAGACGGUGUUUGUAUCACUCGUUGAAAUGGAGGAUGAGAGCGGGUUGCGCAUGGCAGGAAAGGGUGAGGACCGUGCCAAUGCGGAAGAAGCGCGGAACAGAGCAAUUGCCGAGCUUUACAAGCAGUUACAGCGCAAGUCCGCGUUCCAGGCGGUUGCGCAGUUGGUGCAGACACACCCGGCCCUGCGUACAGAGGGGGCCGCGCAUCUCGUCACCGAAGAGAAGACUUUGACGGCGCUGCGGUUGUUGUUGAUGGAGCAAAAGCACGUGCUAUCGCCGCCACCACUUUUGCAAUCACCUUCAGAGUUUUUGGAAUGUGCAGGUGCAGCGAGCCUUCUCCGUGUAGGCGCGUCACAUUUGAAUUCCACGGAGCUGCGCCUGCUCUUCGACGCGGUGGAGCAUGCGCUUGGAACAGCAACUUCAGCCUCUGCACUCACGUUGCCUGCCGGUGUUCGGAAUCUACUGAGCACCAUGGGGCUCACCGUCGCAGGUGCCACGGUGCCGGGAUUGAAGGAUAAUGAUGUGGAAGUAACUACAGUAGGUGUGGUUGCGGCAUUCUUUGCGACGUGUCUGCCGCCACUUGAUGUGCGGAAAGGGUUGCCUCACACAACAAGUGGUGCUCUCCCACUGCAACUAGCCAAACUCCUCCUUGUAGGUUCUUUACUGAACUGCCAACAUCUCUGCAUUCGCGUGGCUGCUCUGGUGCUGUCCUCGGUGAAUGAGGAUGAAGAUCAGGAGUGCUCCGGGGGUGAUGUGCUGGAGUUUGUGGCCCGCGCGCUGCCACCCGGGGCGCGGCGGUUUGCCAGUACCAUUGCAGCGCGACUGGAGCAGCUCACGACCCAACUGAAGGAAAAAGUACCGCCGUCGAGCGCGCUGGCGGCGUUUGCGGCGGCUUCGCAUGUGAGUGUAGAUGAUAAUACGUGGGGUACACUGCAGAAAGAGAUGACGCUGAGCGAGCAUGCACGUUUGCGCCUUGCCAUUGCCUUUGCCACGUUCCCAAAAGUACUGGUGCAACGGAAGGCUUCUGUUGACAACGUGCUUCGGCUGAUUACAGUGGAAUCAAAGGACCAGCAGCGAACAGAGCGCGUUGUUGUGCCCCAGGCUUUGGCUGAGUCCUCGGGCACUUCAAUGCCUUCAACUUGCUCGUCCUGUUGCUACUGCACUCUCCCCUGUUUUUGUGCCUUUGAUGGGGCUACACGGCAUGGCGGUGAUGCGGAGAAGUCACCCGCCUUGGGGACUUUUCUGCCGCCGUGUGGUCUCCUGUUGGCCAGUGCGCUGUGUGACGAGCCACGUAUGGUGACUGUAGCAGACGAUGUGCCGAACGUGGCUCUGGUGGACGGCUUCCUGCCUGUUGUGAUGCGUGCGCCAGAGUUUCUCACCACACUGGUUGAACUGCGCCUUUCUCUGAGGUGGCACUGGGGCGUGCUGAGGCCGAUGCCGGCGGCCGUGCAGAGCGCCGUGGACGAGCUGCUGCUGGCGAGGCACUCGCUGUCACACGUUGCCCAGGCGACGCUGCUUGAGUGA